Tachysurus fulvidraco (yellow catfish) is the source of this 1899-nucleotide messenger RNA. Its product is annotated as mediator of RNA polymerase II transcription subunit 26. Gene Ontology annotation, molecular function: transcription coregulator activity. Gene Ontology annotation, biological process: positive regulation of gene expression; regulation of transcription by RNA polymerase II. The coding region runs from base 225 to 1859 and encodes 544 amino acids. The record is from RefSeq and is a predicted model, not a curated record. The transcript has 3 exons. NCBI's taxonomy places the organism in Eukaryota, Metazoa, Chordata, Actinopteri, Siluriformes, Bagridae. Gene Ontology annotation, cellular component: core mediator complex; nucleus; mediator complex.
CUGGGUUUAUAGCCAUUGGUUUAGCCUCGGCAGCUGACAGAGAGACAGAGACAGAGACGAGCUUCAUAACGAGGUGAAACGUUCUUUUGUUAACUUAAACAACUUUCCUGUUAUUUAAUGAUGCGAAACAUGUAUUCAGCGAUGGACCGUACAACGUUAAAUCUCUCACAGCGCUUGUAAUCAGCUGUAGAUUCGGCUUUAGUGCGCGUGUCAGAUCUGACUGUAUGACCAUGACAACGGCGUCGUUAACGGAAACCGCUCAGCAAAUCAGAGACCGGCUGCUUCAGGCUACUGACGCUCACUGCAACAUUAGCAAUAUGGUGGCUGUAUUGGAUGUGAUCUCCAUCCUAGAGAAGUUCCCCAUCACAAAGGAAGCACUUGAGGAAACACGGCUUGGGAAGAUGAUCAAUGACUUGAGGAAGAAGACCAGAGAUGAGGAUCUGGCAAAGCGUGCAAAAAAGCUCCUGCGAAACUGGCAGAAACUGAUUGACCCACAGCAACCUGAAGUACUGCCAAAGGACCUUUCAAGCACUUUUGUGGGAUCCAACCGGUCACAGCCAUUGCCUGUAUCUAGAUCUCCUCAGACUGCAACAGAUAAUGACAAGACGCCAGUUUUGCACAGUAUCCACACUUUAAGUACUGACAAAUUCUUCCCUAUUAAACACACAGGUAAGCAAAAAGUGGAAAAGAACAUAGCAACGUUAAAGGGCACAAAAAGAUCUGCACUGUCAACAGCCAGUGGAAGCAGUGAUGGUCCAGAAGAUCUUCAGAUACACACCAGUGCUAUAAAAACUCAAUUUAGUUCUCCUGAACUCAACAAAGAAACUGCUGCUUCUACAAUCCUCAGAAAAUCAGUAUUACAACAGCAGGGACAAAGAGACUUAAUAGCUGAUGAGAAAGUAAAGCACAAAUCCCACAGUCACUACACCAACCUGAGUCCUAGAUCAGUAAAGCAGUCGUUACCAAGCAAGCAGCCAACGUCGUUUUCUGCCUCUGAAUCCGAGACUCUUUCUGCACUGCCGUUGCACUCUUCCGUUCAGGGUGUGCACACCGAGUGCUAUCAAUCAAAGGACCUGUCACACCUAGAGAAGGAAUCGCUCCUAAACAGCGAGAGGACGCUUGAACAAAUGAAUAACCUGCAGAACAAGUCUAAAGGCUUAGCACGGCUUCAGCCAGGUUUACUCAGCGAGGUUACCAACGUGGAACCAGAAAAAGAUAUUAUCAAAACCUCAGAGGGCAAGAGGAGGAAGCCUCAGUCGAGAGACUACGCCAUCAACGUGGAAGGACGUUCGUCGGACGACAUGUGUAAACCCGCUCGAGUAAAAAAUCGUAAAUUAACCUUUGAUCCCCUCACGUUACAAAUUAGACCUUCAGCGGUGAAUCAGAUUGAAGAGCAACACAAUCCAGCAGCGGAUGUUAACGAAUCGGUGAACGUGAAGCAAAGCCCUUCUGAAUCUUCACCCAGCGCUUUGCACAAGAUGAACUGGAAAGAUAUGUCACAAAAUGAAAUUGUCAAAUAUUACCUAAACCUCCAAAACAAUCUGUUAAAAACGUCCGGGAAUCAAGUCCCAGGGGCGCACUUUUUUAUGAACGAGUACUUGAAAUGUGAGGAAGACAACAUGAGGGAGGCCAGCAAAACGUACGUCCAGGUGCAAAACGUUACAGAAACUAAUCUGCCAGGAAUAAACCGAGACGUCACAACAGACGACGUAGACAAAAUAAACAAUAAGCACUGGCCUGGAGUUAACGGCUGUUACGACAGCCGAGGCCAGUGGUACGGCUGGACGGAAUGCUUAUCUUUAGACAUGUAUGGAGAUGGAAGUAAACUUGAUAUUCUUCCCUAUGUUUGUAUUGACUAAAAAAUCUUCUGUAAUAAGAAUAAAAUUGUUCUGGAUCUCA